Daktulosphaira vitifoliae (grape phylloxera) is the source of this 7065-nucleotide messenger RNA. It is a transcript of the gene hob, whose product is annotated as protein KIAA0100. NCBI's taxonomy places the organism in Eukaryota, Metazoa, Arthropoda, Insecta, Hemiptera, Phylloxeridae. The record is from RefSeq and is a predicted model, not a curated record. The transcript is spliced from 32 exons. The coding region runs from base 270 to 6083 and encodes 1937 amino acids.
UUUUCCUUGUUUGUAUAGCCCAUUGUAUUUAAUAGCUGAUUAUCAUUUAUUGAUAAGUGACGAUCACUGUCUUCAAAUAUUUUUGACUGGAUUUUUUUAACUGUGUAAUUUAGUGUAUUUCUAAAGUGACAAUACAGUGUUGAAAAAUUAAUUUAAAUUUUGUAUAGUUUAUUAAAGAAAUUCCUAUAAAUUAUGUCAAAUUAUAUGAGGUUUUUAAUAAAAUUUAUAGAAAUUUUAUUUAAGUGUUUAACUGAUUUUUAAAUUAAAAAAUGAUUGAAUUUAAUACUUUUGUUUUUUUAAUUGUAAUUUUUUUUCUAUUCUCUCUAAAGUGGUUAUUUCCCAAAACAAUCAGCUUGUAUUUGAAAUAUAAGUAUAAUUUAAAUGUAAAAAUUCGUGCAUCUGGUUUAUUUUCUCUUCAAGAUAUAAUUAUUAUUAAAAACGGAUAUUCAGUGCAAAUAGAUAAUAUUGGGUUCCGAAGUAGUUUUAUUAGUAGUGAAGUGAAUAAAUUAAUAUGCCUUGUGAUUCAAGAUGUAAGAAUAGAAAAAAAUUUUGAUUGGUAUGAUGUAUCCAAAACAACUUCUAAUAACAACAAAGUUAAUAAUGUUUUACCAAUUUUUAUGAAAUUAGCUCAAUUUUUAGCAAUUCGAAUUAGUUGUAUAUCAGCUGUAUGCCUACAGCCAAAUAGUCCUGAAUGGUUGUUUGUUAUAUCUGUCAUUGAUCUACAUUUAGAUGCAUCUAUAAUUGGAUCAUACAAACAGUUAUCAGUAAACUGUCAUGCUCCACAUGCUGAAGCAAAACUAUUUCAUCAUCCUAAAAAUGCAAAUUCUUAUUGUUUAGCUAAAGUUACUGUUAAUAUUUGUGCAGAAAGUAUAUUAUAUUUGCAUGGACCAUCUACAGUUGAAAUUUUAACAUUGAAACUUGAUAAAUCAAAAAUUAUUUUAAAUAAAGGAUUGUAUAAGUUUGUACAAAGUAAUUGUCAUUAUGCUGUAAAUUCUAAAUCUUUAAAAAACUAUGAUGAAGUUUUUACAAGUGUUCCAUCGUUUCUUCCAUCACUAGUACCCAAAAGGAUUAAAAUCCAAUUAGAAGAAUUGACAAUUGAUGUCAUUGAAAACUCAGUAAUUGAGAUGAAAGGAGAAUUUAAAUUAUUGGCUAUAGAUAGUUUAUUAAUUCAUGAUGACAAAGAUCUUUCCCUGAAACAAUGUAAUUUUUCUUUAAAAGCAACUUUUGAAAAUUUAUUUUUAACAGGACAGGAAGAAAUAUAUGUAUCAUUAAAAUCAUUUGUAUUUGAUGUUAAGUAUUUGAAAAAUGUAUUGAAACUCGAUAUCAGAGCAAAUGAUUUAUAUGCUUUAUAUUCUCAUGAUGAAUUUUUUUUGUGGUAUACAUUAUAUACAAAUCCUAUAUUGAAAUCAUACCAGUUAUUAUCUGUUGAUACUUCGAAAACAAAACAGAAAUUAACUACUUCAAAUAAUAUAUUAGAUGCUUUAGGUUUUGAUAUUUUUUUUCUAAUACAUAAUGUUACAACUACAUUUAGAUUAUCUAAUAAAUCUGUAUCAGUGAAUUUAAGCAAAUUUAAGUUAAUAUCAUCAUAUAAUCCAUUAGAUCAAAUAAAUCUAAGAGAAGUGUCUAGUUCAUAUUUUCAAAAAUGGAACUGUGAUUUACACAUAGAAACUUUACGAUGUUGUUUAAAACCAUUUUCAAAUACUAUGUUCAGUCCUGGAAUGAGAAAGUGUCAUUCAUGGGGGACACCUUUAUUCAUAGGAUUAUUAUUAUUACAGAUCAAAAAAAGUACCCCUUUAUAUAUUCAAAAAAUAAAUAUUUCAUUGGAUAUUGUUCGAUUAGAAUGGAGUCCACCUUUAGCUCUAUUUAUAUUGCAAGCUCAUUACAGUAUUCAACAAUUUGUUAGUACAACUUUAGAAGAAAAAAAAAGUAAUAUAAUGAAUGAAGAAUUUACUUUUUCAAGAAAAAAAAAAAAAAAAUUAUUUCAAACUUAUGGAUUUUAUAUUUCAGUAACUAAUACUAAUGUAUUUCUUAUAGCUGAUAAAAAGAUCUGUUUACUUAUAUGUAUUGACACAACUACUAUAGAUAUGGAAAAAUCAAAAUUAAUUUGUUUGAUUAAAGGUUUUAAAUGUGAUUCAUUGAUACCUACCAAGCAUCAUUAUGUUUGUACAUCAUCAAAUGAUAUAAAAGGCUGGUGGUUAUAUGCUAAGUCUUUAAACAUGAAAACAUUGAAUGCAAAUACUAAAGAUAUUACAGUAGAAAUUAUUGAAAACUUUGAAUUUCGUUGGAGCACGAACAUUCACUUAAAAUUGUUAACUAUUUACUCUGAUUUUAAUGAUUUUAUCAAUAAUAUCAAUACCAAAAAAACGAAUUCAGAGAAAACAACAUCUGACCCAUUGUUUGAUCAAAUAUUACUAAACAUUAAAUCAAAGUUUAAAUUUUAUAUGAAAGUUUCCACUGGUCAUUAUUUAUUAUUUUCUACAGAUGAUUUGAUUUAUCAUAAGCAAAGAAAUAUAAUGUUGUUACAAUUAGAAAGUAAGAUUUUUAAAGUAUCAAUUGAUCAGUAUAAUAUAUUUACUAUUAAAGGAUUUAAAAUAUUAAAAAAAGAAUUUGAUAAAGAUGUUCAAGCAGAAAGGCAGAACUCUGAAGAUCUAAUUACUGAAAGGAAUGCUGUUUGGGAUGUAACAAUAGAAAAUUUAAAAAUGGUUUUCCCAUAUGGUUUUGAAUUCAAUACAAUUUUUCAAGGAGAAUUCUUCAGUGUUAUUAAGUGGUUAAAAUUGAUUCAUAGAAAACCAAAACCAAAUCCAGAACCUUUGCCGAGUGAUAUUUUAUUAAAAAUUCAAGAAUUUCUUUUUGAGUUAUGUGAUGAUGAUUUCGAAAUAAAAUUAAGAGAUAAUUAUGAAUUACUUGAAGACGAAUAUAAAGAAAGUUUAAAAAGACAAAAAAUGCUUGAAACUAAAGUCUUGGAAGUUGUAAAAGAUCGUUUACUUUUACCAGCUGGAAAGGUUGAAGAAUUAUUAAGUAGUUUGCAGAAAAUGAAUGCUCAAAUAUAUAUCCAACGAUCAAAACAAAUGAAGCAACAAGUUCGCACCCGAUUAUUUUCAUGGACUUUAAGUAAUCUCUGUGUUAUUGUACUAGCUGAUCACUCCAUGCAUGGAGCACAAAAUGUCGUUAAUCAUAUUAGUGAAAUGGAUUCUGAUAGCCUUUGGCCUGAAGAUGGUUUGGAAUUUUGUAUAUUAUGGUGUCGUAUGAUUUUUGCAAGUUGUGUAGAGUGGAAAUUUCACCUUAGAGAUUUUCCCCAGACUUGGUUUGAUAUCAGAAAGUUACAACUUUGGGGGAAGUUGGCUGGUGCAGAGCAAGAACCAACUAGACGAGCCAAAAGAAGUGUAGUAAUUGAACUUGGUGAUCCGUAUGGUAAUGUUACUAUUGAAAGAGGAAUGACUUCAUUAAAAUAUUAUUAUGAUUUAAAUUGUGAAAUAGAUAAGUGUUUAUAUUCAUUUGGACCUUGUUGGGAACCUGUGAUAGCACAAUGCAAAUUAUGUUUGGAAAAAGUUUUAAGUUCCAGUCGAGAUCCAAGUCCACCUUUACCUUUUUGGGAUAAAAUUCGUUUUUUACAUCAUGGUCGUUUGACUAUGAUUGUUCAUGAAUUCAAAGUUAAAUUACAUGCUUCUCUUGAUCCAUAUAAUACUACUGAGGAAAUGGAACUUAAUUGGUAUGAUACAGCAAUGGAUUGGACUAAUGCAAAAUUCAUGUUUAGAGGUCAUUUAAAAGUACUAGUACGGACAGCUUCUAAAUAUGAUGAUGUUUGCUUAUUGAAUCUUCCCUAUUUGAAACUAGGAGUUAAAUUAAAGUGGUCAUGUUUAGGUGAUCCUAAUGACCAUUAUUCAGUUAUGCCAUGCGCUCCUGAUAAGUUGCCAGAGUAUUCUAGUAAUCAAGAACAUGAUUCAUACAGAGCAUUUCGUUCUCAAAACUUAAAUGUUAGUCUCUCUAUUGAAACAAAACCAGAAUUGAAUUCGCCUUUAACAGACUCAGAUUACCCUGUUGCUUUGUUUUAUGGUAGUACACUGAAGUGGUUUGAAAACUUGAAACUUAUCUUGUCUGGUGUUACAAGGCCUACGAGACGGGGUCCAUUAUUUAACAACAGUAGACUUCGUAAACUAACAUUGAGCCGACAUUAUCGAAAAAUUAAUUUGUGUGUAUCACUACAAAAUUUUCAAGUUACUUAUUGGAUGUCAUUUGCUUUACAACGGGGUUUUGAAUUGUUUGGUCAUCGUAUAUCCACUAGUUCUGAGCAUACGUUGAAUUUGGUAUCAAAUUUUGAAGAUGACUUGCAACAUCGUUCUCGACCAGUGUGGUCUGUAGGUUAUAUGAACUGUGAAUUGAUGGACACUGAAGUAUGGCUUAAGAGUGCUCUCCAGCCUGAUAAAGAAGACGAAAAAGCUACAGCAAAAGAGAAACCUGUGGAGAAAUGUUAUUUAUUGAGUGUUAGCAAAGUUUCAUAUGGCAGAGAAACUACAGGAACUUGUGAAGUAGAUGGAUCGCCUACUCCAAUUCAUAGACUAGUUGUUUAUCAUUUGAAAGGAGCUUGGACUACAAGGAAUAGAGAUGUGGCUUUUGCAUUAUUUAAUUCUUUAGUAAAAAACCAGAAAUUAAAAAAAAAUUUGUCAACUGAAGCAUUAAAAGGAUUUUGUUUAAAUGAUAAUGGAUGUUCUACGAUGAAAAAUCGCACUAAAAGUGCUGACACUAUAGAACAAACAACACCAAAGCCUUCAGUUGCAUCUUCUACUUGUCAAGCUAGUCCAUCACCAAUGUCCAAACUUCAAUGUGGUGGUCCAGCAGCCAAUAUGUUGCAGCAACUCAUUUUGGAAGUAGAUAAUAAACCUGUGGUUUUUAGUGACGAUCUUUCUAUGCAAGUUACCAGAGAAAGAAGAUUACAAGGCUUAUCCGAAUGUCAUCAAGAUGAUGUACUUUAUAAAAAUUGGUUAAUCGCAUUAAUAAACAGUCAAGUUUUAUUAAAAGGUUGUGAAACUAAAGGAUACGUAAUUGUAAGUGCAGCAAAAGCUGAAAUAUUACAACGUAUUCAUCGCCCAGUGUGGAAAGAUCAAUCAUUAGUUUCUAAAACCACGUGGAUAGGAACCUUAGAUAGUAUGCAAUAUUAUGCUACAGUUAGUGCGGGAAAAACUGAUUUCCUUGAUGAACAUAUUAUGUGGUUAAAUGUGGAAAAUAUACAACAAAAAGAUAUUGAUAGCACUGUAAUAUCAGAUCUACCAGAUUUGCCUCACCUUGUUGGAAGUGGGCAUAGUGUUGGAGGUGUUGUUAGUGAAACAGUUGGUGCUAGUAAUGUUGGAGAAAAUUCACCUCUGCAGCUUCAAAGGAUUGUGUCACGAUGUAAAUGCGAGUUCUUUUAUGCGGGUCACGGAGAAAGUAGUUUAAAUCCAUCACAUUUAAUUGAAGUUCCUCUCCCACCAACCACUACUCUUGAUGUUGUUGGAGAUCCCGAUUCGCAUGAACCUGUUGACGCGUUUACUCUAAUGCAUCAUGAUCUAGACGUUUGCACUAAUUCACUUCAAUAUGCAAUGAUUUUGGAUAUUGUCAAUAAUCUAUUACUAUACGUAGAACCCCACCGAAAAGAAGCUUAUGAACGUUUACAGAGGAUGCGUUUCCAAUUACAAUUACAAAGUAGUCAAGAUCAUAGACAACCUAUUCAACAACUUCAAAAUCAUGUUCGCUGUUUAGUGGCAAAAUUGAGACGACUGGAGAAAGAAAUUUUUCUUCUAAAAAAAGAAGAGGAUUGGCAAAAUGAUGAGUUUUUAUCAAAUGAAAUUAAAAAUUUAGAAAACCAAAUAAAUGAAUUAAAAGAUCAGUUGAAUUCAGAAAGUGAAGAACUGGAUAUGAUGGUAUCUUGUUAUAAAGAGACUCAGCUUCGAGCAACACAAAAAUUAGCCACUUUAAGAGGCGACAAACCGAGUGUAGUGCCUUCAAGAGCAAAUGAAAUAUGUUUUAAACAUGCACAAUGGCGUUUGACUGAAAAUGAUGGACAGUUGGGUAUAGCAGAUUUAGUUCUAAGCAAUUUUCUGAGCUUUUGACAGAUUGUCACCAUGCAGACUUCUGAAAUAUAUUUCUUAUGAAGAAUAAGUUGAAUCUGAGUUGGUGUAAAGAAUUGUGAUAAAAUAUCACUACAGUGAUUUUCAAAACAAUGAUCUUCCAAAUUAAUGAAAUUAUUGUAACAUUUAAGUUUAUUUAUUACAGCAGUAUAAUUUGUUUUUAAAACGUUAUUUUCAUCCAAAAUUUUUAAAUAUUUGUUUUCAUAAUCCUCACACUUGUUUUGUAAUCUAAUUAUUUAAAAUAUAAAAAUUUAGUAUAAUUAUACUAUUAAUUGAGUAGAAUAUAAAUAAACAGUGCCGGAUAAACCGUCGGUACAAUGCACCACUUGUACCGGGGCCCAGACUCUUUGAAAAUGUAUAUUUUGUUUUUUCAAAUGGUGUAUUGAAUUUUACUUUGAAAGUUUAUUUAAUUUAUUCCCAAUGAUAGUGAAUGGUAAUUGUAAAUGUUUGAUUGAUAUUCGAUUGUUUAGUAUUUAUCUUUCUAGUAUAUCAAUUUUAAGUAUAGAAAAGGAAAGAACUAAAACUCUAAAUAUUGAAAUAAUAAUUAACAAUUUUGCCAAUGCAAAGUCAAGGAAAAAAUUUUUCUUAAAAUAGAACAUCUAAACAUUUUACUUUUUACUAUUAUAUUGAAGGCUUUCUUUAUUCUGUAGAUAAUAAUAUACUAUUAAUUUUAUUAUACUUUGUACUCUAUAAUUUUGUAACUAUAGAGUUAUCAUAGUUGUAUACUUGUGACUUUUUUCAUAACAUUUUUAAAUUAGAGGCCCCUAAAUUUUUUAGAGUUCAACAUCCGGCACUGUAAAUAUACUAUAAAUGUGUGUAUUACUCUUGGAAUAAUAUAUUAUUUUCUAUUUCACUCUUUAAACUCUCUUCGAGAGGUUUAACUUCAAGGUCUUUAAAAAGGUUAAAUUUGUAUUUUUCUGUACACUUAACAACAAGAUCACAUGAUUUUUCUCUAAAAAGUCAA